AUGGAUGUCGAAAUAAUAAUGGUGGAUGAUGAAGAGAAGGAGGAGACGAAGUCUUAUAUAGAUUCACAGCUUAACAAUUAUAUUGACAAAUUAAAUUCAAAUGAGAAUUUUAAUAAUAUUGUUAAACCAAAUACAACUGAUAGUUACGAGUGGAUAAAUUACCUUAAAAGUAUAAAGCUUUAUUCAGAUGAAAUAAAAUGCACUGCUGAAUGGCUUUGGGUCAGCGCAUUAUUUGACCAAACAUAUUUUAUUUUUCAAGAAGUUAGGAGGAAUAAAGAUUUAAAUAAAGAGGCUAAGAGAAAGUACAUAAAACAAACACUCGAAAAAACUAUUCCAACAAGAAGUACUACUCAAUCAAAUCGAUAUAAGCAAGUUUAUGAUCAUAUAAUUGAUUUAGUUACAAGAUUUGAAAGUGAGAAAAUUCCUAUAGAGAUAUGGCUUCCUGUAUUAGGCAAAAUUUGUAUCUCAUUUCGAUUCUUACAUGAAUCAAAUUUCAAAAGAAAGAAAACAUAUAAAUUAUAUGAGAAAUUUAUAAAGCUUUUAAUUUCAAAGUGUCUUAUAUCGAUUAUAAAAUUUGAGUAG
Molecule: messenger RNA, 582 nt
Organism: Dentiscutata heterogama
Lineage: Eukaryota; Fungi; Glomeromycota; Glomeromycetes; Diversisporales; Gigasporaceae
Source: the annotation of a GenBank genome assembly